This is a messenger RNA of Geodia barretti, 1611 nucleotides long. The record is from the annotation of a GenBank genome assembly. NCBI's taxonomy places the organism in Eukaryota, Metazoa, Porifera, Demospongiae, Tetractinellida, Geodiidae.
AUGUUUGAUGGGUACUCCCCAAACCAAUUUGGACCUGGGCGUUCUGCUGUCAUUUGCCAACAUGGUGCAGUUGCAACAAGCCAACCGCUUGCGGCACAGGCGGGACUGCAGAUUCUACGCGACGGUGGAAAUGCUAUUGAUGCAGCGGUAGCGACUGCCGCGAUACUCAACGUCGUCGAGCCGAUGUCAACGGGCAUCGGUGGCGAUGCCUUCAUGCUGGUUUAUCAGCCUAAAGACGGUGUAAUCCGCGGCUUGAAUGCAAGCGGUAGGGCACCGCACGCCGCAGAACUGGAAUUCUUUACUAAGCAGGGGUUAAGCAGUAUUCCGUCUUUUGGGAGCAUGUACCCCGUUACGGUGCCUGGCACAAUUGAUGGAUGGGCAACGCUCCUUGACGAAUGCGGAACAAUGUCAUUGGCAGACGUGCUUCAACCUGCUAUUGAUUACGCCGAGAAUGGAUUUCCAGUCAGUCCACAGAUUAGUCUCGCGUGGCAAGGGAGCGCACCGAUGUUAGCGCAGCAUCCCGAUACGGCAAAGACAUAUCUUACAAAUGGCAAGGCACCAGUGCCCGGUGAAAUCUUUCGUCAACCUAACCUCGCACGGACGUUUCGAUUGAUUGCGGAAGGCGGACGCGAUGCCUUUUAUCAAGGUGAGAUUGCCGACAAAAUCGUCCGAUUCUCCGAUGAAAAUUGCGGGCUGUUCACACGGCAAGACUUCGCUGACCACAGAUCUGAUUGGGUUGAACCGAUUUCUACGAAUUACCGCGGUUAUGAUAUCUAUGAAAUUCCGCCGAAUGGACAAGGCAUCGCUGCACUGAUCGCACUCAAUAUCGUUGAGGGUUUCGACCUCGGGGCGAUGGGGCAUAACCGUCCUGAACAUCUACACUACGCAAUUGAAGCAAUGAAAUUGGGAUUCGCGGAUCUCUAUAAAUACGUGACAGACCCGACAUUUGUAGAUGUACCCGUAACCGGAUUGCUCUCUGAGAACUAUACGGAAAGCCAACGUGCGCGUAUCUCACCAGAGCGUGCGAACACAGAACCGAGGGCCGGUAUUCCCGCAAUGGGAAGCGAUACGGUAUACCUCAGUGCCGUUGACAGUGAUCGAAACGUUGUCUCUUUCAUUAACAGUCUCUUUGCUGGCUUUGGCUCAGGUCUGACUGCUGGUGAUACAGGUAUCAUGUUGCAGAAUCGGGGUGCAGGUUUUUCGCUUGAUCCGAACCAUGCCAAUUGUAUCGCGCCUCAUAAACGGACGUUACAUACGAUUAUCCCCGGUAUGAUUGCCCAAAAUGGGGUGCCAUUGGUUACCUUUGGGAUCAUGGGAGGGCAGAUGCAAACACAAGGACAUUUACAGUUUGUAUGUAAUCUCAUAGACUUCAAUAUGGAUGUUCAAAAUGCAUUAGAUGCUCCAAGGUUUCGGGUGAUGGACGAUUCUCGGAUAAUGCUGGAGACAGGUAUUCCAAUGAAUGCACAAGCCGCGUUGGCACAGAAGGGACACCAUAUUAAACCGGGGAACACUUUUUUUGGGGGAGGGCAAGCGAUUUUUAUCAAUCCGUCUUUUGACACGCUUGUCGCAGGUUCAGAUCCGAGGCGUGAUGGGUGUGCCGUCGGCUAUUGA